GAUACGAAUAGUAAGCAGCGAGGCUGUGGCUGAGUUUGGAGUCAGGUGCAGACGGCAGGCAGGAGGCAGGGAUGGACAUCAAGGAGCAGGGGGUACAGAUGGAGCCAUUGUUACCAACGAGAACUGAUGAAGAAGCAGUGGUGGACAGAGGAGGGUCGUGUGGUAUUCAGAAAACACAUAUUGAAAAAGAAGACCUGGAAGGCCAUCGGACUUUGUACAUCGGAGUUCAUGUUCCGCGGGAGAGGCGAAGCCACCGAAGGCACCGACAUCGCGGGCACAAGCAUCGCAAGCGUGACCGAGAGAGAGACUCCAGCAACGAGGAUGGGAGAGAGUCUCCAACUUACGAUACUCCAUCCCAGCGUGUGCAGUUUAUCCUUGGGAUUGAAGAUGAUGAUGAAGAACAUAUCCCCCAUGACCUCUUCACUGAACUCGAUGAGAUCUGCAUGCAUGAUGGUGAAGAUACAGAGUGGAAGGAGACAGCGAGAUGGCUGAAGUUUGAGGAGGAUGUGGAGGACGGUGGAGAUCGGUGGAGCAAACCGUAUGUCGCCACUCUGUCGUUGCAUAGUCUGUUUGAGCUGAGGAGCUGCAUUAUCAAUGGAACAGUCCUGUUGGACAUGAAAGCCAGUACCAUCGAAGAAAUCGGAGAUUUAAUCCUGGACCAGCAAGCAGCCUCGGGACUAAGCGAUGAGAUCCGCAAAAAGGUACACCAAGCUCUCCUGAAGCAACAUCAUCAUCAAAGUCAGAAGAAGUUCAGCAACCGCAUUCCAAUUGUGAGAUCCUUUGCUGAUAUUGGGAAGAAACAUUCUGAUCCUCAUUCCCUGGAUAAAAAUGCUGGUGGGAAGACCUCGAGACAUGCUGAAACCUCUCCACAAAGACCUGCAGGUCCAAUGAUCUCUCCACAAUCCGCUCCUGCUCAUUUGGAAGGCAAAACGGACGUCAGUCGAGAGAACAGCACGGUUGAUUUUAGUAAGGUGGACAUGCACUUUAUGAAGAAGAUACCUCCAGGAGCAGAGGCUUCCAACAUUCUCGUUGGAGAACUUGAAUUUUUGGAUCGACCGAUAGUUGCAUUUGUCCGUUUGUCUCCAGCUGUCGUCUUAUCGGGAGUCGCUGAAGUUCCCAUCCCCACACGAUUUCUGUUUAUUCUCUUGGGUCCCCUUGGUAAGGGUCCUCAGUAUCAUGAAAUUGGCAGGUCCAUCGCAACACUGAUGAGUGAUGAGGUAUUUCAUGACGUUGCCUACAAAGCAAAAGACCGGAAUGAUCUGGUGGCUGGUGUUGAUGAGUUUCUCGACCAAGUGACUGUACUCCCACCGGGAGAGUGGGAUCCCACAAUCCGCAUAGAACCACCAAAGAGCGUACCUUCCCAGGAAAAACGAAAGAUUCCAGGAAUACCGAAUGGAACCACAGCUCACGGCGACUCGGAGCUCCACGAUGAGCCUACUGGACCCGCGUUACAGAGAACAGGGAGGCUCUUUGGUGGAUUAUAUGAAGACAUUAAAAGGAAAAUCCCAUUUUUCUGGAGUGACAUUCGAGAUGCCUUCAACCUGCAGUGUGUGGCCUCGUUCCUGUUCCUGUACUGUGCGUGUAUGUCACCGGUCAUUACAUUUGGUGGUCUCCUGGGAGAAGCUACAGAAGGCUGCAUCAGUGCCAUGGAGUCUCUCUUUGGAGCAUCAAUGACCGGCAUUGCAUAUUCACUGUUCUCUGGGCAACCACUCACAAUCCUAGGGAGCACGGGGCCUGUCUUGGUGUUUGAAAAAAUACUCUAUAAAUUCUGCAAGGAAUACGGUUUAUCCUACCUGUCUCUGAGAACGUGUAUUGGGCUGUGGACCGCCAUUCUCUGCCUGAUUCUCGUGGCGACGGAUGCCAGUGCGUUGGUUUGUUACAUCACCCGCUUUACUGAGGAAGCCUUUGCCUCCCUUAUUUGCAUCAUAUUUAUCUACGAGGCCCUGGAGAAGUUGUAUCAUCUCGGUGAGACGUACCCCAUCAACAUGAACAUUCGCCUGGAGCAGCUGACACACUACUCUUGCAUUUGUUUGGAGCCACAAAGCCCCAGCAAUAAAACAGUGGAGUACUGGAGUAAACAUAAUAUCACAGCGACAGAGAUUCCAUGGGGAAAUUUGACUCUGUCUGAGUGUGUCCAAUUUCAAGGAACAUUUUCUGGAACAGCCUGUGGUCUCCAUGGUCCUUAUGUUCCUGAUGUCUUGUUCUGGUCAAUAAUACUGUUCUUUUCCACCUGCACCUUAUCACACUUCCUGAAACAAUUUAAGACCAGCCACUAUUUCCCUACCAAGGUGAGGUCGACAAUCAGUGACUUCGCUGUCUUUCUCAGUAUUUUAACAAUGGUUUUAAUUGACUACGGUCUGGGGAUCCCCUCGCCAAAGCUCCAGGUCCCCAGUGUUUUCAAGCCGACACGAGAUGACCGUGGCUGGCUGAUUAAUCCUUUGGGUCCCAAUCCGUGGUGGACAGUUUUGGCUGCUUUUAUACCAGCUUUGCUUUGUACCAUACUAGUCUUCAUGGAUCAGCAGAUUACUGCAGUGAUUAUCAAUAGAAAGGAACAUAAAUUGAAGAAAGGAAGUGGUUACCAUUUGGAUUUGUUUAUAAUGUGCAUCAUGCUUGGGAUCUGUUCCAUCAUGGGCCUGCCCUGGUUUGUUGCGGCCACUGUGCUCUCCAUAUCCCACGUCAACAGUCUGAAGUUGGAAUCAGAAUGCUCGGCACCUGGCGAACAGCCAAAGUUCUUGGGUAUCCGUGAGCAACGGGUAACUGGCCUCAUGAUCUUCAUCCUCAUGGGGUCGUCUGUCUUCAUGACCUCCGUUUUACAGUUUAUACCAAUGCCGGUUUUGUAUGGAGUAUUCCUUUACAUGGGGGCGUCAAGUCUGAGAGGAAUUCAGCUCUUUGAUCGGUUGAAGCUAUUCGGGAUGCCGGCAAAGCACCAACCUGACUUUAUCUAUCUUCGGCACGUGCCCCUAAGGAAAGUCCAUCUCUUUACCAUCAUCCAGGCGUCUUGUCUGAUCAUCCUCUGGGUAAUAAAAGCUUCUCGGGCAGCCAUAGUAUUCCCUAUGAUGGUACUGGCGUUGGUGUUCAUCCGAAAGCUGUUGGACUUCAUCUUCACCAAACGAGAGCUGAGCUGGCUGGACGAUUUGAUGCCUGAGAGUAAGAAGAAAAAGUUAGAAGAUGAGGAGAAAGAAGAAGAACAAAUAAUGCUAACAUUAGCAGAGGAAGCAACAAUUCAGUUACCAUUGGAAGGAACCUACAGGAAUGAUCCUUCUGAUAUUAACAUAUCUGAUGAAAUGGCCAAAACAUCUGUCUGGAAAGCACUCCCCAUGAAUAAUGAAAACGCAAAAAAUAAGAACACAUUCUUUCCAUCAAAAAGCUCCCCUUCCUUACCUCUCUAGAAGCUAAUCCCCCCAAAUGCUCUCCUGCUUGCAAUGAAUGGAAAAUGGACAAGAAAGCUUACUCAGGGAAGGAUAUUGACAGGGAAACAUGUCUUUAAUCGAUUUUGCAUUCAUUUCAUGUUUACCUGCUCUUUGAAAAUCGGUGCCACCUUUAAUUAGUCCCUUCCAUUCAAUUCCCAAUCUACUAGUCUUGUAACGUAACAGUUUGUUAUUGAGACAAGCGUGUGAUGGUGUGUGUUGGUUACACUGUUUUAUCCAACAAAGCAUUGGUUACACUGUUUUAUCUAACAAAGCAUCAAAGAUUUUAACUAUAAAAGUAUUAGUAUUUACCAUGUGCAGUUAAUAUAUACAAAGACUGCCAUAUGUUGUAACGUAUUAGUCUGAUAUCACAUUUAGAAUUUUUAUCUGUAAUUUGAAAGUCAAUGUUUGUGAUUUGGCAUUUUAAAGAUAAACGUAUCUGCUCUAUGACACAUUGCUUUCUAUUGGUUUACAAGUUUAUAUUUCGGUCUUAAUAUUUAAAAGUAAUGAGUCUGUGAUUUAGGUAUUGUCCCAUUCAAAACCUACCAUCUUUCUAGAUGCUUUUCAUAUUCUGUAAGAUUGUAUUAUGCAAUAUUCCAAAGCUUUAUCCAGAAAAUAUACAACAUAGAUAUAUGUUUUCACAGAACUAUAGUAGUUAUUUAAAAUUAAUAUAUUUUCUAGUUUUAAUCCAUCCCUAAAUCCAUUCUGGAUUGAUGUUUAAUGUCACAACACAGGUACACUACAUCUAGAUGGAACAAUAAUCAUGUGGUUCAAUCUGUUCUAUAGAACUGUUUGAGUGUGGAACUGUUUAGAAUUUACUGGCCAAGAAAUUAUUUCUACUUUUUCUUUCUGCGCAUUAUAACAGUGUGUUCUGCUAAUGUUGAUUGUGGAAGUGCCCUUGGAUCGUCUUUGCUAGCUCGUCUUUUGAAAAAUUCCCUGGUGGAAUGGCAUAGUGGGGGAAGGGGGGA
This is a messenger RNA of Amblyraja radiata (thorny skate), 4375 nucleotides long. Its product is annotated as sodium-driven chloride bicarbonate exchanger. The record is from RefSeq and is a predicted model, not a curated record. Gene Ontology annotation, biological process: bicarbonate transport; regulation of intracellular pH; transmembrane transport. NCBI's taxonomy places the organism in Eukaryota, Metazoa, Chordata, Chondrichthyes, Rajiformes, Rajidae. Gene Ontology annotation, molecular function: sodium:bicarbonate symporter activity; monoatomic anion transmembrane transporter activity; solute:inorganic anion antiporter activity. The transcript has 27 exons. Gene Ontology annotation, cellular component: plasma membrane; basolateral plasma membrane. Bases 72 to 3389 code for a protein of 1105 amino acids.